Nicrophorus vespilloides is the source of this 846-nucleotide messenger RNA. RefSeq lists its product as uncharacterized. The coding region runs from base 20 to 481 and encodes 153 amino acids. Gene Ontology annotation, biological process: synapse organization. The record is from RefSeq and is a predicted model, not a curated record. Gene Ontology annotation, cellular component: neuron projection membrane. Lineage: Eukaryota; Metazoa; Arthropoda; Insecta; Coleoptera; Silphidae. The transcript has 3 exons.
UAGCAGAAGACCUGCAGGGAUGAGCUACAAGUUCACCAACGUGGCUACAAUAAAGUCGCCGAGGGAGGUGUACGUGCGAGUCGGACUUCCUAUAUCUCUGACCUGCGAGAUAAUCCCGACGUCCGAUUCCGGAUCAUUGGCUGAGAAAUCGCGCGUCCGAUGGAUGCACAAGGGCCAGGAAAUAACGUCCGAGUCCGAUAGGGGCGGAAUUUCCGUGGAUACGGAUUACAGGGAGAGGAAGAUCACCAGUCGUUUGAGAGUUUCCAUGGUGACCGCUGACGACGAGGGCUUCUACACGUGCACCCAAGAAGCCACCAGACAGGAUUCCGUCAAGCUGAGCGUGGUUCAAGCUGAACAUUCUGAAGCGAUGCAGAGGGACGCAGCCUACUCGAAGGCAUCCAGAUCCGGCGCGACGUUAUCGCUCGUAAUUGUGUACCUCUUAAUUUCCAAAACCAUUAAGACUGUUGUAAAUAUUAUGUAAUAAAAUUAAUUCAAACAAUGUCAGCGGAAAACCUUCUUGUCAUGUUCAUACCCCCGCAGUGUGUGUGUUAAUUAAGUCGCGUUUUUAGUCCGCAUCCCCAACGGGUUUGCAUGGACCAAUUCAUCCACCCUCACACUACGUCUAUUAUGUUAAUUAAACCUCCCAUUAACUUACGCACAAAUUCACCUCAGUUCCGCGCGUUAUCGCAACACGACUCGACGACAGCUAAAGUUCAGUUCGCGAUGAUCCAAGGAAAUACAAAGUCGCUUCCAUUUGAUUUGCUCCACCAAAUACAAAUAGAAAUUCACAUCUUCAAAGACAUACAUUAAUAGCUGUUAAUUAACAAUAAAGCAAUUAAAACACAG